CUCGUCGUACUCUCUCAAAUUCCAACACAGGUCGCUGUACAUCAUGGCCGUGACCAUGGCGGAAAACAGAAUGCUCAACCUUGCACUGCGAGCGCUGCAGGUUAUCUGUGCCAUCGUUGUUAUGGGAACAGACGGCUACGCUAUCAACGUGUAUCGUGGCUACAGCUCCCACGUCGAUACCCAUUGGGGUGGGUUCACCGCCUGGAACGGCGUCCCGAACGCAUGGGGCUUUUUGCUAUUCUGCGCUGCAUGGACAGUUCUGGUGGUCAUCUUCCAACUCGUCGCUGGAAAUGCGCUUACGCAUCGCCCAUUGGUCGGAUACAUCAGUGUCGCUGUUGAGGUGGUGGCGCUCAUUUCAUGGUUCGCUGGUUGGAUUGCCGUGGCUGUCAAUAUUGGGACCCGUGCAUGUGCAACAGGAUAUGUUGGCUGUGGUGCACUCAAGGCGGCGACAGUGUUUGGUGCGGUCGAGUGGCUGCUUUUCAUGGUCACCACAUUCCUGGCUAUUUCACUGUUCCUAAACAGCAAGCGCCAGGGUCAAGCAGUGGCGUAA
Messenger RNA from Macroventuria anomochaeta, 550 nucleotides. RefSeq lists its product as uncharacterized. Lineage: Eukaryota; Fungi; Ascomycota; Dothideomycetes; Pleosporales; Didymellaceae. Bases 44 to 550 code for a protein of 168 amino acids. The transcript is spliced from 3 exons. Gene Ontology annotation, cellular component: membrane. The record is from RefSeq and is a predicted model, not a curated record.